This is a messenger RNA of Phytophthora infestans T30-4, 543 nucleotides long. RefSeq lists its product as uncharacterized. The record is from RefSeq and is a predicted model, not a curated record. The transcript is spliced from 2 exons. The coding region runs from base 28 to 543 and encodes 171 amino acids. NCBI's taxonomy places the organism in Eukaryota, Oomycota, Peronosporomycetes, Peronosporales, Peronosporaceae.
GCGAAGACAGCGACAGCUUCGAGACGCAUGGUAAACCCGCUGUACUCGGCCGUCCACAAGAGACGUCUGUGGAUUGAUGACGUCUCCAGCGAUGAGAACACGCCGCCCAACACUACGUCGAUCCCCUACGAGGACUCAAGCUUCUCAUGCAGCUACACCGGGACUGUGACAUCAUUGAGGAGCCCUCCAGAGCCAAGAAAUCCCAGGAAAAGCCCUCCAAGUGAGACGUCGACGGAGCCACCGACUUCUCCGGUGCGAUUCGCACCUCGUAGCCUGACAACAUCGUCUCCGGUGCUCUUGGAGACGGCACCACGGUCGCCUCUCCGCCCAAGCGCGAACAAGUCACUGAAGGCCAAGCGGAGUGGACGGGGUAUACGUCGAGAAGCUGUCGCGCCUUACUCGAGGGCGCAUUCGAAACGGCGUGCGGAGUCCAGUGGCGCCAAGCUGUGUGCUACCACUGCGUCGGAGAGACUACACUCGAUGCUGAAGACCGCUCGGCCUGACGGCUGCUGGACCUGCAACACAGCAGAAAACGUUAAGUAA